UUCUCGAUGAGAAGUUUGGGAAGAUUUAUGGCGGCGACCUUUAUUUGCUAUCCAAUGGAUAUUUCUAUGUAUUUUGUGAUGGGGUUUUAAGGCUAAGAAACGCGGCUGAUACUUAAUCGACUUCUUUGUCAUCUUCCGUCCUCAUCUUCUCUGCACUCCAUUCAUUUCUUCACGAUUAUCCGCAUCUUUUCUCCUUCACCCUUCUUCUGAUCACUUGGUUUUUAGUCGAAGAAGAAGCAACCCCAUCAACUCCGGCCAGCCAAUUAUGUCCAAGAAAGGGCUCGGCGGUGGAGCCGCGCUUUCGAAGGACGCGCCUUGGAGGGCCUCCAGCAAGCCCAUUCCCAAAAUCCACCAUGCUCCUCUGCUCCGCAUUUCCCAAUCCCCCUUUUCCAAUUACGCCCUCUCCGUAAUGAAGCAUCCUGAUCCGAUUGGAAGUGGGUUGGCUACGGAUGCCAUUUUAGAAGCGGCUGGGCCUGAUUGUAUUGUACCUGGACAAUCUGCACCUGUUAAAUUACUUGGUCUCAAGGUAUGGCCCAUUGAUCUCGAUCUGAAGGUUCUUGAGCCUGUCGGCCGAGAGCUUAAAUUACUUGGAAAGUUUAUGGAUGAUGCGGUGAACCUCAUGAACAAGUCAUUUAUAGAUCGCUAGACGUAGCAGUUCUGAUCAAUGAAGAGUUGCAUAGAAGCUGCAAUUUUAGCAGGCUCUGUGAGUGGCAACUUACCCACCAGAAUCGCCUCUUGAUAAUUUCCUUUCUCUUCGUACUGAAUCCUCUCAUGUAAAACCAGUCUCUGGCCUCCAAAAGCGAUUUUGUUACUGCUUUUUUUGUGGCUUUUCAUUUCGACUCUUAAACAGUCAGUGAAGUGCCUUGUAAGGUUUUUCCAUGGGGUUUCGAUUGAUAAAGGUUAUUGUGUAAAAUAAGCCGUAGUUAAUAGCUUAUAUCCAUUUUUCACUC
Molecule: messenger RNA, 950 nt
Organism: Benincasa hispida (wax gourd)
Lineage: Eukaryota; Viridiplantae; Streptophyta; Magnoliopsida; Cucurbitales; Cucurbitaceae
Cellular component (GO): chloroplast envelope
Source: RefSeq, a predicted model, not a curated record